ACAUAAUUUCACUUCACUAGUUGUCGUUGCGAGAAUCGUUGCGAAGCGUUUGCUGCGACUGCGUCCAAGUUUAAUUGCGAAUUUCCUGUAUUUCUCGCAACGUAACACAGUUUAUUAACGUUUUAACCAAUAUUUACAUAGUAAAUACAUAAAUGGCUGACAAAAAAGUGACCCCGCCGCUGGGCGCGUACCCCCAACCGCAGCCCCCUCAGGGGCCCUUCCUGCCGGCACCGCCGCAUCAGGCCGCGCCGCAAUAUGGAGUGGCGGGCGGAUCCCCGUACGGCGUGACGUUCGGCGGCGCGGGCGCGGGCGCGGGCGGCGUGUACGCGCCGCCGCCCUACGAACAGCUGCAGCACCACCAGGCCAUACCCGCGCUCAGUCAGCAGCUACCGAUGUACAGCCCGGCAGCGGCGAUGUACGCGGCGGCGGCGGGCUACCCCGGCUACAUCGGCUACCCCGUGCAGUACUACCCCUACUACCCCACCGCCGUGCAGCCCUCCAUACAGCCGCUGCGGCCCACCAUCAUGAUCCCCAACGGGUUCGAGGCGGGCGGUAGGUUCGAGGGGCUGGCGCAGACGCUGCUGCCCCCCGCGCCGCCCGGCGUGCCCCCCUCCCCCGCGCACCUCGCCGCCAUACAGCCGCACCAAGUGCUGUGGCGCUAAACAAGGCCGCGGUAGCUAGCCCGACGUCGGAGAUCGCCCGCAAUACACAUGCCUUACUCCAGUGAGUGAACACUACCUCACUCACUCACUACACUCACUCAGUGAGGCGACUGAUCACUCAUUCCCAAACACUACUCAAAUCACUGAUUUAUUUAUAAGUUAUUUUUUAUCUUAUAAAAUUGUCGGUUUUUCAACGAAAAUUUCUUCAUAUCCGGCAACGCACUUGUAACGCCUCUGGUGUUGCGGGUGUCUAUAGACGAUGCGGAUUGCUUACCAUCAGGUGAUCUGCUCGUUUGCCAAAUAUUAAAGUUAAAUCAACAGUUUCAUAGGUACAAAAUAGCUUAUAAUAAAUGCUGGUUAAACUGCCGUAUUCAGAGACAUUUAAUGAUUACUUAAACUAUUCCUUAGUAACGAUUUUGUAUCGAAAACAAUUGCUAAGGACUGGGUUAAGUAACCAUUAAAUGAAUCUUUAAGUACAGCGGUAGGAAAAUAGAAUACAGACAUGGUUUCUUAUUCUAUGGGUCAAGCAUUUAUACGUUUAAAUCAGUGAUUUUAAAACAAAAAGUGAAUAAAUAAAUAGGAUUUGUUUCAAAUGAAAGUAAACUUUAUAGUAAUAAUUAUAACGUUCAUAAUAUCACGAGUAUUGUUGUUCGAAAUAUGUGGUUGCUAUAUAUGUGUUGUAGAUUUAAUAUAUAUAGGUUAUAUAUAUAACAUUAGUUAUACAUAGUUAAACAAAACAGUCGCCUCACUAUAUAUUCUGUGAUUUUACAAAAAAUCUACGGGGAACGAGUUAUUUGUACGUAAAAAUGUACUUUUAUUAUAAUUUCCUGUAAAAUUUAUUUAUUUAUACAAACGAAUAUAAUAUAAUUAUAUGUAGUUAUGAAUAUAAUUCUCUCAUUUAGUUCCUAUCAAAAUUAUCUGUGUAUAGAUGGCGUGAGCGUAGUUUUAAGACGACUAUUCAUUGUUUAAUGCGAUGCUAUCGCCUCUAUGAUUAAAACUAUCUAUAUUUUUGCCAAAUUCAAGAUCUGUGGACAUAACUACUAUAAUUAUAUGUAUUUGUAUGUUUGUUUGUCUGUGAACAAGUGUCUUAAGGAAAUAUAUAUAUGUAUAAAGAAUAUAUACGGACAAACUUUACUUAUAUACAAAAUUUCUUUAAUAUUGGAAAAUAUCAUCAAUUGAAAUAUUACUUUAUAUACUAUAUUUCCUAAGACAAUUGUUCAAGAAAUGAUAAGUAUAUAUAUAUAUAAAUUAUAACAAUAUAUAUAUAACUAUAAUAUAUAAUUAUUAUAUUAUAAGGGCGUGUCACUACGUCGGUGCCUAGCCUGAAUAUUGACUGUGAUGACGUUUUCACUCGCUAACUUUGCCACCACUGAGAAUCGAACCUAAAACCAUCGAAUAGGAAAAAUCAAGAUCUUGAUAUACAAAAUUGAGUCUUAUAGCAUUAGGAAUAAAGUUUAAAAAUGAUCUGUUAUGGAAUAUGUUUACCAAAAUGCUCUCUAAUUUAGUUUUUACGUCUUAUAUUAUACAAGUAAAUCGAUCUGAAAUUAAAACAAACAGCAAAUAUUAAGUUUAGUCAUAAUCCCCACACUUGACUAUUGACUUGGGGAUUAUUGAUCACCAACA
Spodoptera frugiperda (fall armyworm) is the source of this 2285-nucleotide messenger RNA. Its product is annotated as DAZ-associated protein 2-like. The record is from RefSeq and is a predicted model, not a curated record. NCBI's taxonomy places the organism in Eukaryota, Metazoa, Arthropoda, Insecta, Lepidoptera, Noctuidae. Bases 153 to 662 code for a protein of 169 amino acids. The transcript is spliced from 6 exons.